Molecule: messenger RNA, 387 nt
Organism: Kwoniella shivajii
Lineage: Eukaryota; Fungi; Basidiomycota; Tremellomycetes; Tremellales; Cryptococcaceae
Exons: 6
Coding region: 1-387 (128 amino acids)
Source: RefSeq, a predicted model, not a curated record
AUGGCAUCUUCAAGCUCCAAACCUCUUGUGCAGGUAUUUCAUGACGUCAAUGCCCUUCCUUUGGUAAAUGUCAAACCCGGCGCGUCGGUUUGUGAUCUUGGCUCAGCAAAAGUUAGUGAUCAGCCUUAUACUGGCGGGAUAUUUGUGAAAGAUGAAUUAGCAGAAGAUUUGGACAGUGACAGUUUCCCAGUCAACGAGUGGAAAUACAUCAUAGAAGGAGAAUGGCAUAUGGUACAAAAUGGUGAAAAGCUGAUAGCUAAACCCGGAGAUGUGGUAUUCAUACCAAAGGGAGCUGCUUUCCUUUCGCUCAAGAAGCCAUUCAAGGCGUUCUUCGUUACGAAUCGUGGAGGAGUUGAUCACAAGCCAUAUACCAAGGCGAAGCUAUGA